AUGGCCGGUUGGCCUCGCCUUGGAGGGAAGCGCCGGCGACCUGAUUGGAAUGACCACGAGGCUUCAGUCGGCCCGGUGGGUCGAGGCGCCGAUAGUCGCUCGCCCGAUCGUCGCGGCGAUGCCGGGCAGCUUCGCCGACCGCUGUCGAGGUUGCUCGAGAGAGACCGUGAUGGCGGCGGUGGUGGCGGUGGUGGUGGCGGCGGUGGAAGACGAAGCAGGAGCCGAGAAGGUCCUCAGCGCAGGGUGAUUAUUCCCGGCGCACGUCGGCGCAGCACCAGUCGCAGUCCCGAUGCGAGAGGACCCCGAGGAGGUCCGAGAGGUCGGCCGCCAGGCUCGGGUCGCAUGACCGAGCUUCGCGGUGCUCUGCCGCGCCGGCGAGCGAUGCAGGCAGAUGGUGAUGGAGGCUGGGGCGGACGUCCGCACAGGAGUGGCGCCGGCCUGAGGCUGACUCCAGCAGCUGGCGCGAAGCGCAAUGACGAUGAGUUCGCAGGUCGUCGCAGAUAUCCCGACGGCCAACGGCGUCCUUUUGACAGAGAGACUGAUGAGUGGCAUCGAGAUCCGGAGCGAGCCAAGAAGGAUAAGAGCCGGCUGGAGGACUGGACUCUGGCGGUAAAUCUGCUGCUCAGCUGGGAUGACCAAAAGACCAUUUCGGCAGCUGACAUGGAAGAGUUUCUGUCAAAGUUCCUGGAGUACGAUGCCAAAGUCAAGCAUCGGAUUACUCCGCGCCUGACCUCGGAGAUCUUUCUCAGGGGAAUCCUCCGGACGCUCUGGGACAUUGACCGCCUGCUACGCUUCAUGAACCCAGGGGACGAGCUCAAGAUGGUGACAGCCAAGAGCCCCAUGGUCUUGAGCAUCUUGCGCGUGAUGGCUUAUGAGUUCAUGUGGACCCCAAGCUGCACGCCGCGGGGUGCAAAGGAAGGUGCGAGAGAUCUCAUGGAGAGGGUCAACGUGUCUGUGAAGGCUGACAGAGACUGGAUCACGGACGCAAUGGUUCGGAUGGGAGAGGCUUUCGAGAAGGCACACAAUGCCUGGGACAGGAAGCACGCUGCGGCCAAAGAGAAGAAGCGACGCGAGCGUGCAGAAGCCGCUGCUGCGGCUGCCGGAAACAGCGGGGACUUGGCUGCGGGAGGCGCGAAGUUGAAGCUGGUGGAGAACGCGAAAGCCGCGAAAGCUGGAGCCGCUGGAAAAAGGAAGCGAGGAGCCGAUGGAGCAAAGCGGAAGGGAGCAGAUGCCCAGUUUGGCAAUGCGAGAGCAAUAGCUGUCAAAGAGCAGGCUCUGGCUGGCAAAGCAGAAGCCACGGAUUCCCAGAAGCCGCGCCGCCGCGUUUGCGAGUCGUGGUUUUGCAGUUUCCAGCGGCCCUUGCUCCAGGCCAACACGCCUGCAGCUGCACAGGAUGACGGCGAUGAGGAAGAGUUCGAGGGGCCCGGGGAAGAUGGAGCACCGCGAAACGCGGAAGCCACAGCAGACGCCUACGGGGUGGAGCCGGAGGAAGGCGAUGCUCCGGCGGACGAGCUGGAGCCGGAGCUGGAAGCGGAGCAAGCGGAGCAAGCGGAGCAAGCGGAGGACAACCGCUCAGAGGCCGCGGAGGCCGGGCAAGAGGAGAAGGAGAAAGCUGAAGCAAGCGAGACCGUGGACGAGCCUCAAGUGGAGCAGCCCGAGCAGGAGCCACGUGCUGGAUCUGAAGGGCUUGGAUGCGAGGCACGCUGA
Symbiodinium sp. CCMP2592 is the source of this 1707-nucleotide messenger RNA. The record is from the annotation of a GenBank genome assembly. Lineage: Eukaryota; Dinophyceae; Suessiales; Symbiodiniaceae.